This is a messenger RNA of Pimephales promelas (fathead minnow), 1311 nucleotides long. Lineage: Eukaryota; Metazoa; Chordata; Actinopteri; Cypriniformes; Leuciscidae. The record is from RefSeq and is a predicted model, not a curated record.
UCGCCUAUAAUAUCUCACCGUAUUCUCCUCUCCUUGUCAGAUCCUUGUGUGAAGUCCCUCUAGUGUGUUGGUCCUGAUUCUGUCGGCGUUUCAGAUCGUGUCUUGUUCCUGUCUUCGUUUCAUUGGAUUACUCCCGGGAAUGGAGAGAGGAAAGGAAGAAAAGGCACCAGCAGACAGUCAUGUGUUUGAAGACAGGGAGCUGGAGAAACACAUCACUCCUCAAACUCUAAAACCAAAGAUCAAGCAGAACCCUCUCUAUUCCCACAUCAACGUCAUCCACAUGGAGAACAAGUCCAAACCAUCCUGGACCAUCCAGGACUACGACAGACAGACUGCACACGGUCAGCUGGCAGACUAUAUGAAGGAGGACCCAAGAGACCUGAGCUUCUGGCUGGAAGAUCUCUACACACCCGGCUAUGAUUCUCUGCUGAAGAAGAAAGCAGCUGAAUUGAAGAGGAACAAAAUUUGUAAAACAUUUGCAUUCAUCAUUCUGUUAGUUUUUGCAGUAGUGAUCAUUAUUACUGUGCCAAUAGUGGUAACACAAUCAAGAGUCUGAUGGAGUCAUGCCAGCCGCUUACUCUAGUCUGCUGUAACAGCUACCCUGAUACAGGGGUGAAUUGUAUCAUCCCAGCCAUUAGAGGGUGAAAGAGAGAGGAAAGGUUUCCUGUAAAAGAGAAGAAAUGGGGGCGUGGUAAUGGAAUUUGUUUGGUGAAGUGAAAGAGCCCCUCACCUUUUUAAUGUUAAAUUUAUUUCAAAAGCUUAAAGGGGUCCUGUUAUGCCCUUUUACGAAGUCUUGAUUUUGUAUUUCAGUUGUACUACAAUACAUUGUCAUGCUUUAUUGUUCAAAAAACACAUUAUUUUUAAUCAAUUAACAAUACAAAACAAUUAUUUUUAUUUUCAUUAUUACAGCUCAUCUCUCCCCAGUCUGGUUGAACGUGUUGUUUUCAGUGAAGCCCCUACCUAAAUACGAAAUGUGCUGUGAUUGGUUAGCUGGCCCAGUGUGUUGUGAUUGGCAGCGCUUAGCGUGUGUUCGGGAAAUGUCACUCCCUUCAUAACCACAAACUCUACUCAGAUGUAAAUAUUAACGAUGGCAUCAAUUUCAAACUAUUUUGAGCCCAAUUCAGACCCUGACAAUGUUAACGAACAAGAGGAUUGUGCUGAAUGGAUUUAAAGCACAGACUUUGCAAGCAUGAAUUUCACAGGACGUGGUGGUUCAGAGUGGUGGAUUUUUUGUGUCAUUUUCUUAUAGAUAUGAUGUUAUCCACCAUUUAAUCAUUAUUUGUUGGAAUACUAUGGUAAUACAAACAGUAA